AUGAUAUCGCGAUACGCGCGGAAGCCGGUGCAGGCACAAGGACUCCCAAAACAUGCCUUGAGGCAUCACCCACUGCCAGAGCCACGGGCUCAGGUGUGCUCAGCCACACCCAGGGUUGAAAACCUCGGCCAGACCUCCAGGGAGUCAGGAAUCCAUAAGGAAUCAGAUAAUCAUGGGGAUCCACGGUCUGCUAGUCAGGGUUGUGCUGACACCUCCACAGAAGACAGCUCAGUCUUCUCUUGGGGCUAUGACGAAUUUGACAAAGCUGCCACACAACAAGUUCAGCAGAUGUUCAGACAAAUUGAUGAGCUUCUGUAUGAGCAAAAAGGAAACGUUCAUGUUGAGGGACUGCAGGAAGAAUGCCACCAGUGGUCCUCCAGCUUUCCUCAUCUCAGGGUGGUGGGGAAGCAGGUGGUGACCCCCACAGAUGAAGGGUAUGGAUGGUACUCGAGUUCCCCCUCGAGCAGUUUGGCUCCCUCAGAUGUAAGUUCACCACAGGAAAAGGAUUCUGAUGAAUUUAGGGUUUUGGGCAAGAAGGUGCCUCUUUUCGUUGUUCCUGCUCACAAAAAGCCUGACCCUUCCCAGCCUCCGACCUUGUGUUCCUCAGAGGGUGAUGAAGGGGAAGAGGAAGUCAUUCUCUCUGAAGGCAUAGUGGAGGAAUACUUGGCAUUUGACCACAGAGAUGUGGAGGAGGAGUUGCACGAGAGGAAAAUGGGGCUGUCCUCUGGCAGACAGAAAUUGGGGUUUCCUCCUGUCUCUCCCUAUUCCUGCAUGAAGGAUUCUGUGCUCACGUUUGUGUUUGAUGAUGUAUGGAGUGAAGUCCUGGUCUGCUUGGAAGAAUUAAUCUGCAGGCACUGGGAAGGGUCAGCCUCUGAUGAUGAGAAAAAUAUCAUAACAGUAGAAACACUGCAAGCAGAUGCCAGAAGCCCUUUGCAGUUGGAUCCUCUGCCAGCAUUGUUACCUCGGGUGCCACACAUGAAGAUGCCCUCGGUGACAUCAAACCUGUGCCCAAAACCCAGAGGUGGCCGCAAAAGCAAAAAGAGAAGAAAAACACCUCAAGUAAGUCUCUCUCAAGGGUCAAGUAGUGGUUCUCAGCGUAACCUGAAUGGUUUGAUGGUGAUCCAUGGGAUCCAGUUACACCAAAGGAACCUGCCUGUAGUGGAGAGAACACUGGACCUGGAUGACAAACAGCCAGGUUCGAGUUCCCUCCUCUCUACCCGGCCGUGGCCAAAUCGUCCCCUGGAGCUCAGCACCUCGUCCCUGUCCCGCUGCACGAGGAGGGGGAACCCUCCUCCCCGGACCCUGCAUCCCAUCGGGACCCCGCGCUCCGGGGACGACGUCUGCAGGCGCCUCCUGACUGCACAGGAGCAGCUGACCUCACCCUCCCCACUGCUGCUAAACAAAAAUCACCCCCUGCCACCCAUUGCCACCACCACCAUGGCAGAGCAUGGGAGCACCACAGGACCCUACAGGCAAACGAAACCUCGAGGGAACUCGAGCUGUGCUUACAGUGUCAUGACACAAGAAGACACGCACCAGCAGCUCCAGGAGCAGCUGCUCUUACCUGAUCCCUUCUCCAGGCCUAACACAACCAGCACAUCCUUGCCCCAUUCCCAGCGCCGCCAUUCUUGCACUGUUACUGAUUACAGUAAUCAGUCGUGGACAAGGAGAGGAUCCACCAGUUCAGGUCUUCCACUACGUGGCUCUGUGAAAGCCCAUGGCCGAAGUGGAUCAGGCACAAAAAGCAAACAGAGGCACUGACAUGCCAUGGAGAAGCAUACAUCCUUCCAUUCCUCUCCAGAGUCAUGAGCCACCUCUUUCCCAGCAAGGUCAACGUUGUUUACACAGAGUUUUCAAACACCCUUCCUUACAGAUAGUUAUUUUUAUAUAAAUCUAAGCAGC
This is a messenger RNA of Cinclus cinclus, 1902 nucleotides long. It is a transcript of the gene FAM149B1, whose product is annotated as family with sequence similarity 149 member B1. The coding region runs from base 1 to 1761 and encodes 586 amino acids. The transcript is spliced from 15 exons. Lineage: Eukaryota; Metazoa; Chordata; Aves; Passeriformes; Cinclidae. The record is from RefSeq and is a predicted model, not a curated record. Gene Ontology annotation, biological process: cilium assembly; protein localization to cilium.